Molecule: messenger RNA, 555 nt
Organism: Physella acuta
Lineage: Eukaryota; Metazoa; Mollusca; Gastropoda; Physidae
Product: chorion peroxidase-like
Biological process (GO): response to oxidative stress
Molecular function (GO): heme binding; peroxidase activity
Source: RefSeq, a predicted model, not a curated record
AAAGGAGCAGAGUCGAGGGCCGGUGGUCAUCACGAGUUUGGUGGGCCCUUUAGGUCCAGUAGAAACUAUUUGGGGAUAACCAGAUUUACACCUGGCACCAUGACAAGUUGCAUUUUUCUGGCAAUUUCUCUUGUUUUGGCUACAGCUUUAGGGAAGAAGUUUUGCGUGACGUCACCGGAGCUGUACUACGCCAAUGUAGCUGGACGUAUAGAUGGGGGUUAUGAUGACAUCAGCUUGAUAGAUCAAACGCCGUGCUCACAAAAAACCAAUCUGGACAGGACCUACCGACAAAUCGACGGCAAAUGUAAUCACCCAAUGGACUAUGGCAGCGCUCUACAGCCCAAUAAACGCUACUUGCAACCACACUAUAUGGAUGAUAAAGGUAUUAACACCCCUCGGAUAUAUAGCGUCGUUGGUGGGACUUACCUCCCCUCACCUCGUCUGCUCAGUUGGAAGCUGUUCCCUGAUGUCAAAGUAGUCACAAACACCUCACUAUGGACAAUGCAGUUUGGCCAGUUUGUCAACCACGACAUUACAUCUGUCCAGUGCCAACAG